Molecule: messenger RNA, 684 nt
Organism: Fragaria vesca subsp. vesca
Lineage: Eukaryota; Viridiplantae; Streptophyta; Magnoliopsida; Rosales; Rosaceae
Product: putative ribonuclease H protein At1g65750-like
Exons: 1
Coding region: 1-684 (227 amino acids)
Source: RefSeq, a predicted model, not a curated record
AUGUCCAUUUGUAAUACUCUUGAUCGUUUGAACAGGAACUUCCUUUGGGGGCACACUGAAGAAAAAAAGAAAAUUCAUCUUGUGAAGUGGGAUACAGUUUGUAAACCUAAAUGUUAUGGUGGGUUAGGUUUGAAGAAGUCAAGCUGUGUGAAUCAAGCUUUGUUAGCCAAAACUGGAUGGAGGCUGCUCCAAAAGGAGCUAGGGUUAUGGGCUGAAGCUUUGAAUAAAAAAUAUCUUAAAGAUGAUUGCAUCAUGCAGAAGUCUACUUUACCUUUCUCUGCUAGCUCCAAUACAUGGAAAGGUAUCCUUUAUGGAGCUCAAUUACUCCCUAAUGGGGUGAAAUGGAGGAUUGGACCUGGAACGGAAAUUUCUUUCUGGAAUGAUGUCUGGACUGAUCUUGGUGCUUUGUCUGAUAUUGCCUUGAAGCCUAUUCCUUCUCACCUACAAAGUCUAAGAGUUUGUGAUGUUGUCUGUGAUGGUGGAUGGGACUUACGCAUGGUAAAAGAAUUUCUUCCUGAGGAUGUGAAGCUGAAAAUUUUGAGUAUGCAUGCAGGAGGCAUCCGAAGUGGUGAUGACACAACCAUAUGGAAGUUAUCUCAUAACGGUAAGUUUACUGUUAAAUCUGCUUAUCAUUCUCUUUUCCUGAACUCUGAGACUAAACCUUGGCCAUGGGACUUUAUUUAG